GGCUUGUGGUGUCCCUGACUGCUAGUCUGUCACUUGUUUCUCUCCGGUAGGGGAGAAUGGAUGAAACCAGCCCGUUAGUAUCUCCAGACCGGGACCAGACUGAUUACUCUUACCAGUCCCAGUGCUCUCCUGGAGUCCCUGUUUGCCUUAGUCCCAAUGGGCGCUUCUCAGCUGUACCGGGGGUAGUAGUUCGCAUACCGGGCUCGGCCACCUCUCCUAUACGCGGAUCGGCUGCGUCCGGACCGUCUCCGCCUGGCUCUCCGUGUGACCGGGAGAGGCAGCCUUUGCUGGAACGUUCCCAAACCCGAGGAGCGGCAGCGCAGGCCGAAAGAGAAAGAAACAAGUUUCCUGAUGACCCCGAGUUUGCUGAGGUGGUGAAGAAGGCGGAGAAGGCCAUCGUGAGAGAUAUAUUGCCCGAGAGGAUCUCCCAGGGCUCUAGUGGCAGCUACUUCGUGAAAAAUGAGCAGGGGGAAAUCAUUGCUGUCUUCAAACCCAAGAAUGAGGAACCUUAUGGCCAGCUUAACCCCAAGUGGACUAAGUGGCUGCAGAAGCUGUGUUGCCCAUGUUGCUUUGGAAGAGACUGCCUUGUCCUCAAUCAAGGAUAUCUGUCGGAGGCAGGAGCCAGCCUAGUUGACCAAAAAUUAGAACUAAAUAUCGUUCCUCGAACCAAGGUCGUGUUUCUUGCGAGUGAAACAUUUAAUUACAGUGCCAUUGACAGGGUAAAAUCACGAGGCAAGCGCCUGGCAUUGGAGAAAGUGCCAAAAGUCGGUCAGAGAUUUAAUCGAAUUGGAUUGCCUCCCAAGGUUGGCUCCUUCCAGUUGUUUGUAAAAGGCUACAAAGAUGCAGACUAUUGGCUUCGGAGAUUUGAGGCUGAUCCGCUUCCAGAGAAUACCAACAGACAACUUCAGCUACAGUUUGAGAGAUUGGUGGUUUUAGACUACAUAAUCCGAAAUACAGACAGAGGGAAUGAUAAUUGGCUGAUUAAGUAUGACUGUCCCAUGGACAGUGCAAGUGCUAGGGAUGACUGGGUCAUGGUAAAAGAGCCAGUGAUUAAGAUUGCUGCUAUUGACAAUGGUUUAGCUUUCCCGCUUAAGCAUCCUGACUCCUGGAGAGCCUAUCCGUUUUACUGGGCAUGGUUACCACAAGCCAAAAUUCAAUUUUCCCAAGAAAUCAAAGAUCUUAUUCUUCCAAAGAUUUCAGAUCCAAAUUUUGUAAAAGAUUUGGAGGAAGAUCUGUACGAGCUGUUUAAGAGAGAUCCUGGAUUUGACAGAGGACAGUUUCGCAAACAGAUAGCAGUUAUGAGAGGGCAGAUCCUUAACCUGACACAGGCUCUGAAGGAUGGGAAGAGUCCUUUGCAGCUGGUCCAGACCCCGCCAGUCAUAGUAGAAACUGCACGGUCGCAUCAAAAAAGCACCAGUGAAUCUUACACACAGAGCUUCCAGAGCAGAAAGCCCUUCUUUUCCUGGUGGUAGUUAAAUGAACAAAAAGAUAUGUGACAAAUUUAAGGACAAAAAAAAAAAAACUUUCAAUGCAGGACUGUAAUGAAAAACGCUGGUCGAAACCAAGAACUGAUAGUGUUCACAAUGAACUUUGUGAUACUUUGGGCUGGUUGUGCACUGACGUACUUCCUUGGAAUGUAUAACCAGAUAUAGGAAGCUGCCCAUCACAGACCAGUGUGCACUUAAAGAAACAUUCCAAGUGCAUGCAUGUGGCAUUAGAGAAACACUAUGGAACUGUUGGGCAAUCACUGAUUUAGUGACUUAAAACCACUAACAAAGCUUUCUAAGGUAAGUUUAGAGGCAUGUAACUAAUACAGGCCUACUUCUUACAUAGAAUUCACCACUGCAUACACCUCAGUAUUUAUCCUAUCCUUACUGCAAGCUAAACAAAACCUGCACUCAGACUACUAGCACAUAUUCUGAUUCCUGCCAACUGUUCCAUUAAACAUGUACAACAAUACCCAGAUGUACAAAAGCCUAGCCAUGCACGCUAGCCUAGAACUAUUACAGAGGUUGCUACGAGUGCAUGUACUACCUUAUUCAGGGUACUGUAUCUGGGUUGAAUCUACUGACAACUGAAGCCUGGAAAUGCGUAUCGUAAGUAACUGCAUGCACUAUUUCCAGUGCAAGGAAGCCAGCAAUGUGAUAUACUGCAUUGUGUUCUGUUUACAGGCUUAUGUGGAGAAUGCAUACAUACUUAGAUCUGCUCAUUGUCCACUUGCUUGUACCCAAAAUAAAUAACCCUCAGUGAGGGUUCAAUCCUA
Messenger RNA from Xenopus tropicalis (tropical clawed frog), 2263 nucleotides. RefSeq names its product phosphatidylinositol 4-kinase type 2 alpha (gene pi4k2a). The record is from RefSeq and is marked validated. Gene Ontology annotation, molecular function: 1-phosphatidylinositol 4-kinase activity. Gene Ontology annotation, cellular component: dendrite; neuron projection; Golgi apparatus. NCBI's taxonomy places the organism in Eukaryota, Metazoa, Chordata, Amphibia, Anura, Pipidae.